AUGGAGAAAAGAAAAUUUAGGGGACUUGCUGGAAUGGAGCUGGGUCCAGUCGUAAGGGCUGCGACGGUUAUCAAAGCUCAGAAGGAGAUGGUUUCGCUUCACCCAGAACUGCUUCCCGAGUCUGAAGGGGGUAUGCUUUUAUCUAUGAAUCGAAGCUCCAUUUUCUCAGGUGAACGCCACGUUGGAAAACAAGGCCUAGAGUUUUGGAGAUACCUUCUAGCACCGACUUUCUGGGACCCAAACAACGUCGUGGAGGAACUUCGCGUGACUUUGGUUGGGCUCAAGGACAAGCUCCUGGGAGCCAUGCCAGCAAUGCACACCACAACGGAUCUAGUCCCAAUUGCAUUGGUGGCCAGAAGCGCUUCUGUCAUCUCCGCAGAAAAAUUAAUCAACGCAAUUCACCAACCAUUUGGACUGGACUUGGAAAACAUGGGGCGCAGGGAUCUGAGCCAUCACAAUCACACGUGGGUUGAAGGCUGUCUGCUCGUAUUCGACUGGAAGUCUGCAGGCGCAAUUCCGUGGCCUGCAUUCCAGGCGACAACUCGACAAGCGCUCGGUAUCGAACGGUGCGCGAUGCAGUUAAGAAUGACAAGGCGGCAAUCUUUUGAGUCUCAGCGGCCUAUAAUGGCACCAUCGCUCACUUCUCAGCGAAACUCUUUGCGUUGUUCCACAAUUAGCGACCGGACGGUGGCCAGCGUUGGGACUAGCGAUAGCCGAUUGAACGAAAUCAGGGAGCUAGGCGAAGGCCUCGAGCGCCUUGAAAAUAAGCGCCUAAACCAGCAGCGGUUCGUACCCUCCCCGGAGAAGACGGACAAUCUCAGCAAACUGGCCCUUGGAGCCAAGCUUGAGCGUGCCUUGAGGCGAAGAAUGACCGGUCAGGAUGCCGUGAUGCGCAAGCCAAUCGCGAUAGACGAGAAGGAAGCAUUGAAAAUUGCCGGAGCACCAAACUAA
Uncinocarpus reesii 1704 is the source of this 951-nucleotide messenger RNA. RefSeq lists its product as uncharacterized. NCBI's taxonomy places the organism in Eukaryota, Fungi, Ascomycota, Eurotiomycetes, Onygenales, Onygenaceae. The transcript is spliced from 7 exons. The coding region runs from base 1 to 951 and encodes 316 amino acids. The record is from RefSeq and is a predicted model, not a curated record.